This is a messenger RNA of Truncatella angustata, 1507 nucleotides long. Its product is annotated as phospho-2-dehydro-3-deoxyheptonate aldolase. Gene Ontology annotation, molecular function: 3-deoxy-7-phosphoheptulonate synthase activity. Bases 208 to 1326 code for a protein of 372 amino acids. NCBI's taxonomy places the organism in Eukaryota, Fungi, Ascomycota, Sordariomycetes, Amphisphaeriales, Sporocadaceae. The record is from RefSeq and is a predicted model, not a curated record. Gene Ontology annotation, biological process: aromatic amino acid biosynthetic process. The transcript has 4 exons. Gene Ontology annotation, cellular component: cytoplasm.
GUCUCUAUGUGUGACGCAAGGAAUUAAGUAAACGUACUUUUAGGACCAGAAAAUUUCAGGUGCUUAUUCUGUAGCAAGCAUUGCUGCAAACACUAUUUUUAAGAUUCACUUAGGAAACUGUCAAUCGGUAUACAAAGGUCUCGUGCUCUGCUCAAGCAAUCAUCUUCCCCUGUUGAGAUUUCCAGCGAGCAUACUCAAUCGCCCGUCAUGAGCUUCUUCAUUCAAAACAAGAACGUGGGCAACAAGGCCGACAGUGAGGACUGGAGAAUUCGCGGCUACAACCCUCUUACCGCACCCGAUCUGCUCCAACAUGAAGUCCCCCAGACCGCCAACAGCAAGAGGACCGUCAUCGAGUCCCGCGAGGAGGUAGCUGCCGUCGUGCAAGGCAAGGACCCCAACAACCGACUCCUUGUCAUCAUCGGGCCCUGCUCCAUCCACGACCCCGCCGCCGCCCUCGAGUACUGCGAUCUCCUGCUCAAGGAGAAGGAGAAGUACAAGGAUGAGCUGCUCAUUGUGAUGCGCUCCUACCUCGAGAAGCCCCGGACGACUGUCGGUUGGAAGGGUCUCAUCAACGACCCGGAUAUCGACAACACCUUCAAGAUCAACAAGGGAUUGCGGCUGUCCAGGCAACUCUUUGUCGACUUGACCGACAAGGGCAUGCCGAUCGCCUCCGAGAUGCUCGAUACCAUUUCUCCCCAGUACUUGGCCGACUUGUUGUCGGCUGGUGCUGUUGGAGCAAGAACAACGGAGAGUCAGCUGCACAGAGAGCUUGCCAGUGGCCUGUCUUUCCCGGUGGGCUUCAAGAACGGCACAGACGGCACGCUGGGGGUUGCAAUCGACGCCAUCGGUGCCGUGCGACACCCGCAUCACUUUUUGUCCGUGACCAAGCCUGGUGUGGUCGCCGUUGUCGGCACUCUGGGCAACGAGGACUGCUUUGUGAUUCUGCGUGGUGGUACAAAGGGAACCAACUACGACGCGACGUCCAUUGGUGAGGCCAAGGCAGCUUUGGCAAAGUCUGGCACGCGGGAGAGGCUCAUGGUGGACUGCUCGCACGGCAACUCCAGCAAGAACCACAAGAACCAGCCCAAGGUAGCUGCUGAGUUGGCAGACCAGAUUAGCAAGGGCGAGCAGGCCAUCAUGGGUGUGAUGAUCGAGAGCAAUAUCAACGAGGGCAAUCAGAAGGUACCCCUAGAGGGAAAGUCUGGUCUCAAGCAUGGUGUCAGUAUCACAGAUGCCUGCAUCUCGUGGGAAGAUACCGAGUCCGUGCUGAAGACCCUGGCAGAUGCUGUGAAGCAGAGAAAACAGCUUGCCAAUGGCCAACAGUAGACAUCUCUCGGUUGAUCCGAAUUUAUCGUUAUGUUUUGUUCUAUUUAGCAAAAGUUGCGUGGUUCUCGAUACGGCAUAGUCUCUUUACGAAGUUCGGAUAGCAAGAUGGAGUAUGUGAAAAUGGUAAAGAAAAGUUACAGGUAGAGCCUGGCAGCAAUUAAUGAAUACAAUCCUCUCGCUU